Molecule: messenger RNA, 965 nt
Organism: Aspergillus saccharolyticus JOP 1030-1
Lineage: Eukaryota; Fungi; Ascomycota; Eurotiomycetes; Eurotiales; Aspergillaceae
Exons: 1
Coding region: 234-965 (243 amino acids)
Source: RefSeq, a predicted model, not a curated record
AACUAAUUCUCAUAAUUGCUUCCUAGCUCACUGCCAUGGCAAUCCCCACUCGAUCAAUGUUCACCCUUCCUUUCACUCAUCACAAAACAGGGUUCACUCAUGUGUUUCUACAAUGUGGCUCGACCUCCAACUGCACCCAACAUAGCUAAUCUACUCGUACGUUCACACAUGGAUAUUCCCAGCUUCGUACAGCUAAGGAGACUCACAGCAUCCACAACACAACCGGAGCCCAAAUGACCGGCAAUAUCGUGAUUGUCGUCAUCCUCCUCACACUCAUCCUCACCAUCAUCAUCGGCGCCUACCUCUUCAGUGUCUGGUGGUCCCGACAUUUCCGUGACCGGUCAGUGCGACGCCGCGAAGACGGGCACCGACUCGUCACUCUCACCCGUUCCAACGUCCGAGCAGCCGACGAGAAUCGCUGGGUCGAGGUGCGAGUCCGAGAGCCCGGUAGACGCACCUCAAAGCAGACGAAACCCCCGCAGCAGGCUACACAGAAUCCUGCCUCAUGGCCUCAACACGAGCGCGUCGAGCAGCAUCAGCAUCAUCAGCAGACGCAGCAGCCCGUACCAGAGCGCAGGGUGGAAUCUCGCAACAACAAUGACACUCACUGGCUUGCGUACGCCAAUGGCAAUAAUGAUGAACAGGAUAAUCAACCUCCGGCUACUUUCCACCCUUCCCCCGCUGCUGCUCCUGCGUCACCCCAGCAUGGAAACAAUUGGGAACAAGAGCCGUGGCCUACUUCCCCCGCACAAGAUCCGAACCGGACACAGAAGGUGGAGGAUCUGAGAAGUUCGCUGCAGCAGGUGUUUGCAGAAAAUAGGAAUUCGAAAGCUGGGAGUAAGGCUGGUUCGAAAAACGAAUGGCCAGGCUACGGUGACAACAUCAACAAACACGACAAUAACAACAACUACUACUACGGCGGCAACAAUGAUAACACGGCUAAUGAUGAUGCGGGGCAGUGGUGA